Punctularia strigosozonata HHB-11173 SS5 is the source of this 3360-nucleotide messenger RNA. RefSeq lists its product as uncharacterized. Gene Ontology annotation, biological process: spindle assembly; microtubule nucleation; mitotic cell cycle. Lineage: Eukaryota; Fungi; Basidiomycota; Agaricomycetes; Corticiales; Punctulariaceae. The record is from RefSeq and is a predicted model, not a curated record. Bases 1 to 3360 code for a protein of 1119 amino acids. The transcript is spliced from 9 exons. Gene Ontology annotation, molecular function: microtubule minus-end binding; gamma-tubulin binding. Gene Ontology annotation, cellular component: centrosome; gamma-tubulin complex; spindle pole.
AUGGUACCAUCCAAUUCAAACGGCAGUGUCUCUCGACCCGGUUCAAGCGCUACGGAACGAUCACCGUCGAGCGCAUCCAGACGACCACCAUCUACCGGAUCCGCCCCUCGCGCAUCAGGCCGUAAGACACCGGUCAGCUAUGCACCCGAUCGACCUCUGUCCAGCACGUCGACGCAUAUAUCAAGGAGACCGGUAUCACGAGCUUCGACCCGACAGUCCGCGCGGUUGCUGCCGUUGUACGAAACAUUAGUCACUCAAGUCACCGGGAUACGCGCGUUCAACGACGAGGAGAAUUUCCACACAGCCGUUGAAUAUGUGACAAAGAGCCUCAGCUUCACCGGCAAAGGCGGACCAAGCAUGGAUCUAGCAUCUAUUCAAAGACAACUUCGGGGACACGUUGAAAAGGCUCGAAUACAAUCUAAUGAAAAGCUGGCUACGGCGCUUAAAGUUGCUUCCCGCCGAUUAGCAACACAAGUCGAACAGGGCACACAUGAGCUUGACACUGAAAUCCAGAUCUCGCACAUCCCUGAUCAUGUGCAGCUGCUACUUAUUCUUUCUGCGCCACCGUCACCGACAACCCUCGAAUACGCUCAAGAUUACGUUGAGAAUAUUACGCAUCCUCCCCCUCCACCACCGUCUUUGACAUGGAGGGACAUCCUUGCCGACGAACCUUUUGAAGGCCAGCAUUGGGAUGGCGUUUUUGGGUUGGAAUUUGGUUCAAUCAGAGGUCUGGAGGGCUCCAGCAGUGGUGACACCACGCCCAGUCUUUCCCCUGCGCGGCGCGCAAGCUCAGUAGAUGAAGAAUCCAUAUCCUCCAUCGAAGCGGAGAAGGCCGAACAGGUUGAUGGCAUACAACGCGAAGCCCCCCCACACGCUAAACAGGCCGGUCGUCACGCGGAACAGGACUGGGGCAGGGUGUACGCACAUAGGCGCCUUGUGGAGGAUCUGCAAGCCAGACAGUACUGGAGACCAGAAUGGAACACCGACGCGUCCAUAAUGAAACCGUUCGAUAUCGGGGACGCGUCUACCUUAGGACCUUCUUUGGGAUUUUCUCUUGGACAAAGUGGGUCACUCACAGCGGAUAGACCAGAGCAUGAGGCAUAUAUCCAUGAACACGAUGCAGUACGAGAGAUUCUCAUGGCUAUGCAAGGACGCAAGAAUCUUUUGUUGGAAUGGAAUUCUGACGGGGUAUACGCAUUUCUACCGUCCCCAAGAAUGCCACGACUGCUGCAGCUUACAUUCACCUCGCAAUGUUCUUUGCUCAAGCCUUUGGCACGCUUUGCGACCGACAUUCAGCGCCUCCGGCAGUUCGUGUCUUCCACCUUCGCCAAAGCAACUGCUUCACGUGAACCUCGGACAUCCAGUCGCACGUUGGAAGCUUUCGCCGAAGCCAUAGAUUCAGAAAUACAAUCAUUCCAACGAUGGUGCUCUGAGAAGGAGGAAAACGUGUGCCGUGCUUACGGUGGGGUUGUUAUCUCGGGCACUGGGGUUCUGAGCCUGCUGAGCCUUGAGAAGGAGCUCGGAGAUAAUUUCGGAUCCACGUAUCAAGAGGCGGUGAACAUCCUAGCUUCCGUCCUUGGCAAGGCUUCUCGGGCACCUGAACCGCUGAAUGACGGAGACCUGGCUAAUCUUGCAGCCUUACCCAUACGAGUGUCUCUUUCGUCGUUCACAACGUUGCUUCUUGAUACACUGCUCGAUGCCGUGCAUCGACAUUCUAUGAUCGGCCGGAUCCACACGUCUGAAACGUUCAUGCGUAUAUUCAUCUGCACCGUCAGACCAACUUGGGACAUGACGCGAACUUGGCUUCAACACGGACCACCGCAUGAGAUUCACUCGGUCCCUCAUCCGUCAACAACGGUGUCCACACACCUAGAUCCUGAAUUCUACAUUGAGGACAAUGGUAUGCAGGUGUUGGAUCCGGAUUUUUGGACAGAGGGGUACGUGUUACGAGGCCAGCCAGGCGACUCAAAUGAUCAAAGGUCAAAAACCGUGCUCCCGAAGUUCUUGCGACAAGUCGCACCGCAUGUUCUGAGCGCGGGCAAAUCUGUCGGCCUUCUCCGUGCGCUCAGUGCAUCCGAACUCGAAUCCAACUCUGAUAGACCAUGGCUUGGCGAUUGGAAGGACAUCUCAUUUAUAACCCAAGUUGUAAACCAUGGAGGUGAACAUCAGGAUCACCUUUCGAAAUCGUGGAACGCCGGAGCUGCUGCGCUUCCUACGCUCGUGUUUGAUCACCUUGUCCCUCAAUGUCGUGUCGCACAGGCUGCCGCAUCAAGAUUGGUCAAUGAGUGUGGCCUCUGGGAGCACUUCAAUGCCAUCGAAAGUGUGUAUUUAAUGGCUCGCGGAGACGCUAUGUCACGCUUCGCCGCUAUCAUAUUUGCACGAAUGGACUCCGACUUGCAGUGGCAUGAUUUCCACUUCAUGAAUAGUGCCUUUCGGGACACUGCAAUGGCGUCUUCUACCAGAUCUCGUUGGAUCGACAGCAGUCUGGUUCGCUUCUCAUACAGAAGACGAAUGCAGGAGCACAAUCCAAAACAGAGCGUAUAUGUCAUCGAUGGCUUGAUGCUCGAAUAUGCCGUCCCUUUCCCACUGACCUACAUAUGCGGCCCAAAAGCGCUGCGGGUAUAUAACAGCAUCUUCGUAUUCAUGCUGCAAAUACGCAGGGCAAAAAGCGCACUCGAACGGACAUGGCUGAAAAGUGGAGGGCCAUGCUCCAUAGCAUUACACGCGAUGCGAAGUAGAUUGUUGUGGUUUGUGAACACUCUACUGACCUUCAUCUCGACGAACAUUAUCCAAGCGCAAGUUCUGAGGUUCCGUGAAGAUAUCCGAAGGAGCCAUUCUCUUGACGAAAUGAUAGAUAUACACAAUGAUCACCUGGCUAAGCUUCAGGAGGGAUGUCUUCUCGUUUCCGACACCGUGACUUCGCAUCAAACCGUCCUCAAGAUUCUCGACAAAUGCUUGUACUUCAGCGAAUGUUACGUUGCCUUUACAGGCGGAUUGACCCUUGACGCAACCGCCACCGACUCCAUCCUGAAGCACGGCUAUCGACAUCGCAGUCGUCGGUUUAGGAAAGAGCGACGUAACGUCGUUGGCUUCUCAACACUACAGGCGGACCACUUUUCUGACACAGACAGUGAUUCGGAGGAGAACGAGUUCGACGAUACAGAACCAACAUUGUUUCCCACGUUUUCCGCAUCACUGGCGCCGGGAGACCAUCUCAAACAACUGGAAACCAUUGGAGCGGAUCUGGAUGGCCUCGUCCGCCUCCUACGAAGGGGCGUCGCCGCCUUGUCAUGCAACGAUCUGAAAACAGCUCCGUACUUCGAGCAAUUCGCUUUUGCGCUGGAAGAUUGGGAUCUUUAA